Prunus avium (sweet cherry) is the source of this 913-nucleotide messenger RNA. The record is from RefSeq and is a predicted model, not a curated record. Lineage: Eukaryota; Viridiplantae; Streptophyta; Magnoliopsida; Rosales; Rosaceae.
AUGCGUGUUGUACUUUCCAAGGCACCAGCAGCUUACCCUUAUCCAGACCCUUACUACAGAAGCAUCUUUGCUCCCUAUGACACACAACCAUAUCCUCCACAGCCCUAUGGGGGGCAACCAACGGUCCAUCUUCAGUUAAUGGGAAUCCAGCAAGCAGGAGUUCCAUUGCCAUCAGAUGCAGUUGAGGAACCGGUGUUUGUAAAUGCAAAACAAUAUCAUGGCAUCUUGCGACGUCGGCAGUCUCGUGCUAAAGCAGAAUCGGAAAAUAAAGCUCUUAAGUCUCGAAAGCCAUACUUGCAUGAAUCUCGACACCAGCAUGCACUGAGAAGAGCUAGAGGAUGUGGGGGUCGAUUUCUUAAUGCAAAGAAAAAUGACAACCAGCAGGAUGAAAUGUCAUCAGGCGACAAAUCCCAGCCAAAUAUCAAUUUAAACUCUGAUAAAAGUGAGCUUGCUUCCUCAGAUGGAACAUCCUGAUUACUCGGAAGCAAUUGCAAAGCGCUCAAGGGGCCACAUGAAGUAUCUAUCCUUCAACAACUGCCAGGGAAUGGAGGUCCCCAAUACCAGCCUUGCUAGUUUCGGUAGUGCUUCACUGUGACUCGAAGCUCAUUAGCAAUAGCAUGUAUAGGUUCUUCAGUAGUAGGCUUGUAGGGGGGCUGCAAAAGACAAAGUAGGCAGUCUUAUUGAAGCGCAGUGAUAUAACCGUCUCCCAAAUGGGUUUCAUUUCAACCCUUUGCUUUUUUUUUUCCCAGGAGAGUGAUGGUUAAGUUUGCUGUGUGGUUUAAGUUUGCACUUAUACCUGUUGUGAGGUUGGAAACUUGUCUGACAAAGUUUAGAGCUCGUGUUGUUUGGUUUGGUAAUGUUUCAAUAGAUUGGCAAAAGAUUAGGUUGGCUGCUGUUUAUGUAGUAGUAGUUU